This is a messenger RNA of Carica papaya (papaya), 921 nucleotides long. Lineage: Eukaryota; Viridiplantae; Streptophyta; Magnoliopsida; Brassicales; Caricaceae. The record is from RefSeq and is a predicted model, not a curated record.
AUGGCAGUCACCUUCUUUGCUACAUUGAUCUGUGUUCUUGUUCUGCAAUCCUUCUUCUUAAAGAUCAACUCGAGCCCAUAUGGUUCCGAUGUGCCAAAAGGUGAUAAGGAUUUGUUAGAGUUUCCAUUGAAUCUGGAGUACUUAGAGGCUGAGUUUUUCUUGUAUGGCUCAUUAGGGUAUGGGUUGGACAAGGUUGCUCCCCAGUUGACUUUGGGAGGCCCUGCUCCUAUUGGUGCCAAAAAGGCCAAUCUUGAUCCCAUUACAAGAGAUAUUAUAGAGCAAUUUGCAUGGCAAGAAGUUGGACACUUAAGGGCAAUUAAAUCGACUGUCAAAGGAUUUCCAAGGCCACAAUUGGAUUUGAGUGCAGGGUCAUUUGCCAAGGUGAUUAAUAGUGCAUUUGGGAAGAACUUACAGCCUCCUUUUGACCCCUAUGCCAAUAGCAUCAACUACCUUAUUGCAUCCUAUGCAAUUCCUUAUGUGGGACUUACUGGAUAUGUGGGAGCAAGUCCCAGACUCCAAGGUGCUACUUCAAAAAGGCUUGUUGCGGGGCUUUUAGGCGUGGAGUCUGGCCAAGAUGCUGUAAUCAGAGGGCUUUUAUAUGAGAAGUCAAAUCUGAAAGUGAUGCCUUAUGGGAUAACAGUUGCAGAGUUUACCAAUCGCAUCUCUGAUCUAAGGAACAAGCUUGGCAAAACAGGGUUGAAAGAUGAAGGCCUUGUGGUCCCUAAACAACUAGGUGCUGAGGGCAAGAUCCAGGGAAAUUCUCUUGCUGGUGACAAAUACUCGGUUGCCUACGAUAGAACACCUGAAGAAAUUCUUAGAAUUGUCUAUGGAAGUGGCAAUGAAGCCACACCUGGUGGUUUCUAUCCAAAGGGAGCUGAUGGUGCCAUUGCUAAAUCUUAUCUACACACUGCAAACCAUUAA